AAAGAUCUUCCUCCAUGUCUGAAGCUGAAGAGGAAUUGAUCACGAAGAGGCUGAAGAUCGUCCUCGUCGGUGAUUCUGGAAGUGGAAAAGAUCCCUGUUUAGACGAGCAUCGCUCAGAAGUUUUGCAACAACGAGUUCACCAGACAAUAUACGCCAACGUCUGGAAUUGAUUUCUUCCUGAAGAACGUCAGUGUCGGUUACUAUAAGAAUGUAAAUCUCCAUUUGUGGGACGUGGGUGGACUUGCUCUUCAUGGAAGCAUGUUGGACAAAUACGUUUAUGGUGCUCAUAUAAUCCUGUUGGUCUACGAUGUUACAAAUAGUUUUAGCUUCGAAAUUCUACAAGAAUGGAUAAAUAAAAUCAGAAAGCUAAACAGUGAUUACGAAGAGAAUCCUUUGAUGGCUGUGGUUGGAAAUAAAUGCGAUAUCGAGCAUCAGAGAUCGGUGAAGAAAGAUCGAACACAUAAAUUCGCGGCGGAAAAUGGAUUUCCAUCUCACGACGUAUCCGCAAGGACUGGCGAGGCUGUGUCUUUGUGCAUAGUGACUCUAGCAGCGCAGGUAUUAGGGGUUCAUUUAACGAAAACGGAUAAAGAGUACCACAAACCCAUAAUUAUCGCGGAAAUAGGUGACACGGUCGACUUAAAUACGGUUCACAAAGUUGUAAAGAGAAUUCCCGUGAAAAAGCAGAACCACAUUCCCUUUUAUCCUCAUUUUCCCGGUUCAAAAUCGGCAGUGUGUGUAUUGCAGUGAUUAAAUAAUUUUUAUUAAGAAAAUAACUCGAAAUGUUCAGGUAACAGAA
This is a messenger RNA of Osmia bicornis bicornis, 796 nucleotides long. RefSeq names its product ras-related protein Rab-28-like. Gene Ontology annotation, cellular component: endosome; Golgi apparatus. Gene Ontology annotation, molecular function: GTPase activity; GTP binding. The record is from RefSeq and is a predicted model, not a curated record. NCBI's taxonomy places the organism in Eukaryota, Metazoa, Arthropoda, Insecta, Hymenoptera, Megachilidae. The coding region runs from base 259 to 747 and encodes 162 amino acids. The transcript is spliced from 4 exons.